CGGAAAAACUUCCUUAUUGGGUCUCUUGUGUAUGAAGACGAUGGUUCGAUUUCUCUAGCCUCUGCUUUAAAGUGUCGAUAACUGUACGAGUUCAAACGUUCGCGAGACGUGGGUUUACAGUAGCGAUGAAUACGUUUCAGCACGCGACUGUGAUGACGUAAUCUCUUAACUGGUAGCCGCAAGUGGCGAGAAAUUAGGAAUUAAAAAAAAAAAGUUCAACGUCGUAGUCAUUCAAGACGAAUAACUGUGUAAUUUAAGACACUUCAUGAAUACUUGAGUGUAUAGGACUCGGUGGCGUAUGUGGCGGUAAACUGAACCAGGCGGCGAAUAUAUAUAUAAAAAAAAAAACAAGUGAGGUUCGUAAAACGUGUUUUGAAUAUUAUAAAUAAAAAUCUACUUUUCCUGUCACACCAUUCAUUAAGAUUAUUUUUCGUUGUGUUUACGAUAGUAAUUAAAUUUUCUUUCUGUGUAUUUAGUGAUGAAUGAUAACAUGAAGAACGCUGUGUGUUAUUUUAAAUAUGUCAGUGCGUACUAAUACCAACAUGGUGGAUGUAACGUCAUAACACUGUACACGGUACUUAAUCAUGUACAAAUACAAGACGCAAGAACACAGUGAAAUGUUUAAUUGCUACAUAUAUGAUACUAAAACGACGAGUUUAACUGCAGUAACGUCAUGUAGUUAUAUUAUAAAUAAAAUAAUACAUUUAAUUACACACAAAUAUGAACAAUUGUGAUUUGCGUUAGGAAGUGACAUUAUUAAGUUGAAUAACAUAUAAAUUCAAGUCAUGGCUACUUUGAGUGUCGUGCCAUUUUCUAAUACAAUGACGUCAUCACAUUCCAACAAACUUCAGAUUCUUCAACACACCACAAACAGUGCAAAUAACAGUGGUUCUGAUGAACAUCUCGAACGCCAUGAAGUUUUAAUCUUAAGGAAAAAGACCAAGCCAGUAGAGAGCGUAUCAGACAGCAACGAACCCAUGACUGGCAACGGCACUGUCGAGGUCAACAGUGCGACUAAGAUAAGAAAGAAACCGGCCCUUUUGGGUGCUAACCUCCCCAGAAGCCACCAUCAGCCUCCUCCUGUGGCUGUCGCCCGUCGGAAUGCUCGUGAGAGAAACAGGGUUAAACAGGUUAACAACGGAUUCGCUACCCUUAGACAACACAUCCCCCUGUCGGUAUCAUCAACAUAUUCAUCCGGUGCGUCACCUUCAGGUGGUCGUUCAACCAAAAAACUUAGCAAAGUUGAAACCCUCAGAAUGGCUGUGGAUUAUAUACGUAGCCUUCAACAGUUGUUAUCAAUGGAUGAUAAUAAUGAUUCAGAUACCAACAUCCAAGCUAGCAAUUCACCAAAUUCAUCCGAUACAUCAUCACAAACAUCUAUCAUCAUUCAAUCACCAUCGUCACCAGCUAAUUCUUUCACAAAUCCACCUAACCUCAUUGAAGACGAAGAUGAUACAUCCCUCAUUGAUCCAACAUCACCGUCGUCAUCAUCAAAUCUGACAACCCCCUGUUUCGCUCCUCAAUACCACCGUAUAAGAGGCACGAACACUUUCAUCCAACUUGUAAAAGCUCAAUCAGACAUUACCAACAGCGUAGAAAACUCCGGUUAUGACGUAGAAGAUUCUUUUACUCCAAUAUCUCCUUCGUUUCCAAACGUGUGUAAAGACGAACAUUAUAUCAAUUCAGAAAGCCAUCUUCAUCAACUUCAGACACAUCCUCUGGUGACGACAUCCAUUAACACUUACCAAGAGCCA
Zootermopsis nevadensis is the source of this 1754-nucleotide messenger RNA. The record is from RefSeq and is a predicted model, not a curated record. Lineage: Eukaryota; Metazoa; Arthropoda; Insecta; Blattodea; Termopsidae.